GUCGUGGCGUUUCCUUAUGAAUAUUCAUUUUUUGGUCUCUUUCAGAAGCUUGCUUAUUCAUUCGAGGUUUUUUCGAACACGCGCGUUUCAUACAGCUUCACCGCCAGACGACUAUAUACUAGCUACCACGAUGUCUAGGAUAGACUCGUUGACUUCUAGACUAGGCUGGUCGAUUUGAAAAAUACUGGUGAAUCACGCCUAUUUCAAGGUUUCCAUUGCCUUCACGGAACCUCAUACAUCUUCUCACUCUAUCUUAGUUUUUUUAUUUGAGAGAUUAACGAAGAAAGCAGAACGUCCUAGGUAAAAAAAUUAUCAAAGUUCGUGAAUAAGCGAUAUUUUCAUUUCUGUGGUCGUUUUCUCCAUGAUUGAUGUUGUAAAAAAAGUAGGUUCAUAUUUAUAUUAUCGUCAUACUUACAGUAUUUCGUUUUCUCAAUCGUCUUGUAUUUGCACCCUUUUGCAAUUCUUAGUAUUUGUAAGUAUCAGAGAUAUUAAUCAUAGAAGUCUUUUUGGCUAUAUUUUUCAGUCUUUUCAUCUGAGUACCUCGACUAGCUGCAUCUCUUGCGGAUAUUUGAAAC
Molecule: messenger RNA, 575 nt
Organism: Amoebophrya sp. A25
Lineage: Eukaryota; Dinophyceae; Syndiniales; Amoebophryaceae
Source: the annotation of a GenBank genome assembly